AACAAUAAUGCUCACCUAACGAAACUAGAGGGAGCGCCAACAAUUGCCUUCGGUGCAGUCACUUGGUUUUAUCUUGCCGACUCACCUGGUUUAGCGAAUUUCUUGUCGGAAGCGGACAAAACCUUCGCUGUAGAGAGACUGCAACAACGAGACAACACAAAAAAGUCUGCCAUCAGAUGGGGCCAAAUAUUUUCAGGAAUGACUGAUUACCAAAACUACGUGCAUACGCUGAUUCACUUUUGCAACAACUACUCAUUUGCCGCAUUGUCAAAUUUUCUCCCAACUAUUGUCCGCGAUAUGGGCUAUUCGUCCGUCACAGCGCAAGGUCUGACAGCUCCGCCGUAUUUCGCAGCCUUUGUUUGUUGUGUCGCAGCAGCUUGGGCUAGCGACCGUUACGGCAUGCGUGGAUUUAUCGUCACUGGUGGUAGCGUCAUGGCUACUGCCGGAUACCUCAUUCUGGUCCUAAUUCGAGAUGAAUCAAAAAUUGCGGCACGAUACGCAGGUGUAUUUCUCGCCUCUUGUGGGAUUUUCCCCGCCAUGUGCAUCAAUAUCACAUGGUUGUUGAACAACCAGGGCGGUGACUCAAAGAAAGGCGCAGGCCUCGCAAUCCUAGCAACACUUGGGCAAUGUUCUUCAUUCAUGAGCAGCGUGGUCUUUCCGGCAUCUGAUGGCCCGUUCUACACCAAAGGAACAGCAAUUGGUUGCGGGUUGGCGGGCGUUACCGGCAUUGCGGCUAUAGGGUUACACUUCGCUUUGGAAUUUGAGAAUCGCAAGAGGGAUCUUGAAUUCGGUCCAGUGGACGAAAACACUGUGAUCGAUGUGACAGAGGUUGGGGACAAGCAUCACAACUUUCGUUACCUAACUUGA
This is a messenger RNA of Colletotrichum gloeosporioides, 867 nucleotides long. RefSeq lists its product as uncharacterized. Gene Ontology annotation, molecular function: transmembrane transporter activity. Gene Ontology annotation, biological process: transmembrane transport. The annotation marks the transcript as partial. The transcript is spliced from 2 exons. Gene Ontology annotation, cellular component: membrane. The record is from RefSeq and is a predicted model, not a curated record. NCBI's taxonomy places the organism in Eukaryota, Fungi, Ascomycota, Sordariomycetes, Glomerellales, Glomerellaceae.